This is a messenger RNA of Anopheles funestus (African malaria mosquito), 8532 nucleotides long. Its product is annotated as myotubularin-related protein 9. Bases 433 to 2202 code for a protein of 589 amino acids. The record is from RefSeq and is a predicted model, not a curated record. Gene Ontology annotation, biological process: negative regulation of autophagy. The transcript has 3 exons. NCBI's taxonomy places the organism in Eukaryota, Metazoa, Arthropoda, Insecta, Diptera, Culicidae.
UUGACAGUUUAUCACUCACGCGUCUAUAGGAUGUUUGAGUUCUUUCCAAAAAAACAGCACAAUCAAGAAGCAAGUUCACGGAAAGUGGCGUGUAAUGAUGAAAUUUACAACAGAAAAAUGAUCCUUUCACUUUUCGAACAUGUCUGGUGUUGUGCACGUAAAGCAAGCUUGAUUCAUAUGGUGUGGUAAUAGCCAAUUCCCAAACCUGCAAUACGUACGUUGCUGUGGGAAUUUCUAAACGUCACACCAUUUUAACGCGCAGUGGCUGCCCAAGGGGUAGCUGAGUGCAUCCGGUAGAAGUGAAAUCGCCGCCAUAAAGCAAACUGUGCUGUUCGCCAACCGGAGGCGCAACAGGGCUGCACGUUAGCAGUUCAGCGAGGUCUGUAGCAUAAGCUUCCAGGUGUACGCGGGACGCGUAUCCUUAGUACGCGAAUGGAAUUCGCCGAACUCAUACUGACGCCCAAGCUGGAUGGCGUGCUGCUGUACGAUCAGCUCAGCGAUCGCCCCAUCGAUGGAACACUCUGCAUUACAGGGCAUCAUUUGAUCCUUAGCACGAGAAAGGAAGGCGCCCAAGAACUGUGGCUGCUUCAUCAAAACAUCGACCUAGUCGAACGAAAGCCUAAUAUCGUUAACAACAUCCUCGAGGGCGGUACCAUCAUACUGAAAUGCAAAGAUUUGCGUAUCAUCGCGCUCAAGAUAGCGUCCCCACAGGAAUACUUUAACAUUUCCAACUCGAUCGAACAGCUGUCCAAUCUGGAGGAGACGCGAAUGCUGUACCCUUUCUUCUACAUUCCAAUGUACAACAUCCUCGAGGAUGGUUACUCACUGUACAAGCCUGAGCAAGAGUUUGGCAAACUGUUGGCUAAUGGAGACGAAUGGCGGCUGACGUCGGUAAACAGCUCGUACCAGGUCUGUCCAACAUACGGCGCUAAGCUCGUAGUGGCCCGUACCAUUACCGACGAACAGAUCAUCCAAUCGUCCGCCUUUCGCGAUGGUGGAAGGUUUCCGGUGCUUUCCUACAGACAUGCAAAUGGUGCGGCAAUGCUGCGCAGUGCUCAGCCACUGGCUGCACCAGGUGUGACGAAGCGUUGCCGAGCGGACGAAGCCAUCCUGAAUGCGGUGCUGGGCCGAAGCAAGAAAGGCUUCAUAUUUGACACGUGGGCGAAGGGUAAGAGCAGCACAACGGAAACGGAUCAGCAUUACUCCCAAUGGAAGAAGGUGACGCGGCCGAUCGGUCAGUUCAGUUCCGUGUCGGCGUUGUUAGAUAGUUUUAUCAAAUUGAUGGAAGCUUGCAAUGAUGUGCAGUGCAGCUCGGACAAAUGGUUAUCGCGGCUAGAAAUGUCCGGCUGGCUCGGAUUUGUACUGAACGCACUGAAUGCAGCUUGCGUGGUAGCGCAGUGUCUCGACCAGGAGGGUAGCCCGGUACUGGUGCACGGUGGAAAAGGGCUCGAUACAACACUCGUCGUAACGUCGCUGGUGCAAAUCAUACUUAAUCCUGAUAGCCGCACCAUCAGAGGACUUCAAGCGCUUAUCGAUCGAGAGUGGCUACAGGGCGGUUAUCCAUUUUCAACCCGUCACAAACAUUCCUGCUACACACCGACGAAUCAGCGACGGAAAAGUUCAAGCGCAACGUUCCUUCUGUUUCUCGAUUGCGUGUAUCAGCUGUACGCCCAGUUUCCCUGCAGCUUCGAAUACGAUCAUCGGUUACUAGUGACCAUGUUCGAGCACAGCUACUUCAGCCAGUAUGGUACGUUUUUGGGUGAUUGUGAACGGGAUCGAGUACAGCUGAAAGUUACCACCCGCACGACGAGCCUCUGGUCGCACCUGAACCGACCGGAGGUUGUUAAGUCACUGCUAAACCCCAUGUACGAACCAAAUCCUGCCGUCAUAUGGCCAUCGGUGGCACCGAUCAGUAUUGUGCUGUGGUCCGAACUGUACACACGCUGGUCGAUUGAUCAGUCCCAGCUGAAGAUAAACUUUGGCCACAUUCAGGCGCUGGUUAGUCGGGAAAAGGAUUUGCGCAGCAGGGUGGUAAAGUUGCGCCGUCAGCUGGCGGAACUGCAGCGAGAGUAUCAGAUAGUGCGAAGUGAAAAAAAUGGCAACAAUAGCGAUGAGUUGCACCGCCACGCCGAAAUGGACGACCCGGGUGACGAUGGUGACGAGGAAAGUGUAUCAUCCGAUGCACUAGGUUCUAGUAAGUAGAAUUUAAAUGAAGGGCCUUACGCGAUACGAGGAGAGGGUACAGAACCGAUUGAUAAAAGCUUCUUUUAGCUGUCACGAUGCUAGUCUCCAUUGUUCGGUUGUGGCAAUGAACGUACGUCGUUUUUUGUGUGGCUUUUGAAAACAUUGCUGUGCACAAUUCCAUUGAAUCCAUUGAUCGCUUGUUUUAAUUUAGUAUCAUUAUUAACCUUUUACAUAAUUUUGCAACUUUUGGAGGAUUACUAUAUGCCAAGUUUCCGGAGCAAGAUUUUACUAACCUCUUGUUGGUUCGAUGGAGUGAUUUCAUUCUCUAUGAGUAAUUACAAAGCUAAGAACGCAGGGCUCUCACGGAAGAAGCAGUUUAUGCUUGCAGUUCGAGCGUUCCCUUUUCUGCACUUGCAUGCAACAUGUCUCUACAUCACUUCCCCCUCAUUUAAUUCGAUUUGUUCGCUCAAAAAUUGGUUCGGUUUUAGACGAUCUGUUGAGAUUGCCGCCUUUCUACCUUUGACUUCUAAUGUAUACGUUUUUCUUGUUUUGGAUUGUUUUCACCUUCUCGUAAGUAGCUUUUAGUUGGCGAUUAAAUUGUGUUAUCUUACCAUUUAUCUAUCACUGAUAAGGGGAUAUUUUAAGACGAUCAUUACCAAGUGUUUUGGAUAGCAUUGGAAAGAUCUCAUUUUUAAACUGCCUGCCGCGGUCAGUGGUGAUUUUAGAUAGUGAUCCAAAUCUGGCAAUUCAGUUUGCGAUGAAUGUUCGGACUAUCGUCUCUGUUUUCUUAUUUUCGGUAAAGGUAUUACCUCCGGCCAUGUCAACUCAUGUAUGGGUCUAAAAUCUCGAGGCUGUGAGAUGCCGAUAGCACGAGCAUAGGGGCUCACAAACCCUAAUAGCGAGUGAAUUUAUUCUUGUCCACUAAAUACGAUGUAUUUACGUUCUCUGAACUUUUCUGCUUGGUGGUGUUAGGCUUCGAUGAUGUUCUCCAGUGCACUAGUCAUGUCCGAGAUUAUGUUUCUUGAAUCUUUUCGUAAUUUUUCGAGAUCGCUCAGUAACUCCAAAUAUACCAAAUCGGGUCUUCCGAAAAGUUCAUCCAAACGUUUUAUAAUCUCAGGUACAUUUUCGGCCUCCAUCAUCAAUUGUUGAACGCUUCUAUAAACCGUUCCAUGCAAAACCUGCUUGAGACGAUUUAAGUUUUCUAAAUUAGAAAACUCCCCUUCUUGGGUUGUGUCUUCAAAUGUUUUCUUAAAAUUUGGCCAUCGUUUGGGACUGCCAUCAAAUCUAGGUAGUUGCAUUAGGGCUUGUCUUCUGAUCAGGACCCCCAUUUUGGGGGAUUCUCCACCAUUAGUUGCCAUCAGUUUAACGAACUCCUUCGUUUGCUGUUACUGGCUAACUAUUAAUUGAGAAAUCAUUUUCUCAAAGGAUUGUUCCUUUACUGGACUUCCUUCUACUUCGGUUGAUUCCUGUUCGGCAAUUUCAACCUUAUUUGCGCCUUCUGUUAAGGCCCUGAGCUCAUCCCUAUUUUUUGCUUCUGCUUCCUGAAGGGCCUUUAUUUCCUCCUUAUUCUUGGCUUCUCUUUCUUGAGCAGCCUUAAGUUCGUCCUCUUUCCUAUUAAGUUUGUACUUAAUUUGUUGGCAUUUGCGGCAUAACCAGCACUCUUCAGGUGAUGGUUUCCGCGUUAGCUUGGCACAUUUCAAGUGAAACCAUCGGUCGCACUCUGUGCACGCAAUCAUACUCUCCUCAGCGGUGUCCUCCGCUGUGCAGAGUCGGCAACUGCCCUUAUCAUUUAAAACAAACGGAUAUGGCAUCUUGGACGAAUCAGAGCCUUGCUUAUAAGAAUAUAAUCUCACUUACCCGAUACCUCGGUUCGAAUUUCUUUCCUAAAGCACCGACUGGACUCUUAAUGGCGAAGCGUGAACAAUGAUUCCUGGCGAACGUUGUUUCGGAUGACUCACUAUUAAAUUUCUUUCGUAAAUGUUUCUUUCUGUGUGUUUUUCUUUCGGAUAGUGACACUAUGAUAGUCUACGCACUGAUUUGAGAUUGUUUUUUGGUUUUUAUUUACUCAUUUCACGCACUUCACCUCGCUUCUACAGACACUGGUACUGCAAAUGUACUAUCCUAGGGUACGCGUCCCUCGGUAGUAUUUUAAAAUUGGCGUAACGAUUCAAGAUAUCCUCGAACUCUUCAAGGAUAUCGCUUGGGAUAUGUCUGUCUUCGUUCAGCGUCUGAACGAUGGCGUCUACAGUCGUCGCUAUCACCUCGUUCGUGUCGUCGUAGGUUGGUACGCGAUAACGACUAAAGUAAUACUCGUCGUUGUCCGAUUCUUCCUGACUUCCUACGUAAUCAAGAAGCACUGGUUCUCUGGGUUGCACGUCUUCGUAUUCUUCCGGGUUCUCCCGUCGACGUGCUAACUCCUCGGCUACUCGACGAUCCCAAUCGUCCUCGUCCCAACCGUCGCUGUCCCACUGCUCGGCUUGAGCUUCCGCUUCCUCGGCAGCUGGUUCCUCGAUUAUCCACUGCUGGUCUAUUACCUCCAGGAUGUUUCCUCUAUCAAGUUCCUCUUGGAAGCUUGGUAGACACAUCUGGAUGUUGCGAACUUCACUUUUUAUAUAUUAUCACUACGCGAAACUAACACACAGCUGUUCUUUUGGCGACAGCACACCGUACUUUUGUGAGUUCGAUCACAGAGGAUGCAAUUAUGCGCAAGCUUGCAAUUACCAUUUGUUGCUGACGGGAACAAAUCGGACUACGGGGUCCGCCGUACAGAGUUGACUACGCGAAGAAUACCUUUAUAGAAGAUUUAUACCUAGUUUCCCUUUAAUCGGUAGGGUUGUUUAUCACUAGCCGCAUCGUUUAAACUGUAUACAUUAUCGGCCAAGUGACGGUGCUUCCGAUUGAAAGUUUGUUUGGUCGGAUCUUCUAUUUUAGGUUUCUCUACAUCAGCUACUUAAAUUUCUGAUAAUGUCGUUGCUAUACUACAGUAGUAGCACUUCGUCGAUAGUGUAGCCAAGUGUAAGCCUAUUUUCAGUCUGUAUAAAAUGUUUAUACCUAGUUUCCCUUAAAUCGGUAGGGUUGUUUAUCACUAGCCGCAUCGUUUAGACUAUAUACAUUAUCGGCCAAGUGACGGUGCUUCCGAUUGAAAGUUUGUUUGGUCGGAUCUUCUGUUUUAGGUUUCUCUACAUCAGGUACUUAAAUUUCUGAUAAUGUCGUUGCUAUACUACAGUAGUAGCACUUCGUCGAUAGUGUAGCCAAGUGUAAACCUAUUUUCAGUCUGUAUAAAAUGUUUAUACCUAGUUUCCCUUAAAUCGGUAGGGUUGUUUAUCACUAGCCGCAUCGUUUAGACUAUACAGGGUGGCAUCGUAGAAGUGAUACACUUUGUAAAUUUAAUUAAAAUUGAAACCCGAUAUCAUUUUUCUUCGAAAUCGAUUGAAAUAACAUCUAUUAGUAUUAAACUUGCAUUUUACUUAAUUUAUUUCAAAUCUUUCGCCUUUGCACUUGAUAACGGCCCGUAGGCGCUGUUUGAAGUCGUUGCAAGCCGCACGCACAACUUCAUCUGGCAUUUCGUCCCAUAUCUUCAACAACCGCCUCUUGAAUCCGUCCAAAUUCAGAUGUUUGACUUCACCCAACUUUCCUAGCAUGUAUCCCCAUGUGCUGAAGUCCAACGGGUUCAAAUCCGGAGACGCAGCUGGCCAUUCCGAUGCACUGAUGAAACAUGGCAAAUGCUCCUUGCACCACUCCUGAACGAUCGAAGCCUUAUGGGCUGGAGCUGAAUCCUGUUGGAAGCAAAAACUGUCGUUGCCAAAAAGCUUCUUAGCGUAUGGUUUUAAGUGGCCUUGCAGAACGUGUUCUAAAUAGUAUUCCUUGUUGAUCUUCACGCCUUUAUCGAUGAAUAAAAGCGGUAACUUCCCUUUUGUCGAGAUAGCUCCCCAAACCAUCACCGAUGACGCAUUUUGAUACCGUUCGACUGCUCUUUUAUCUGCUGGUAUAUCCCGAAGAGAUGCUCCAUAAACACGAUCGUUCUGCUUAUUCAAGGGUGCCUCCAAUGUGAACAGUUUUUCGUCCGAAAAGAUGAUGUUAUGGCCAGCGUGCGUCUUCAGCAGCAAGCGAGAUCUGGCAACCCUGUCGGCAAUAUUUUUGCUGGUUAAACCGUGAAUUUUCUGUUUUUUAUACGGUUUGUUGCCUAGAUCCUUUUUCAGAAUGCUUUGCAUGGCAAAGUGGCUCAUAUUCAUUUCACGCGCCAUUUUUCUUCCCGAGCGAGCUGGAUUCCGUCGUAUUCGUUCCUUUACCGCUUUGAUCACCGCUGGAGUUCGGACUGUCCGAAAAAAAUUGAAUCAAACACGAAGUAAACGGUUUGCACAUUAACAGUAAACAAGUUUAUCUGUCAAAAUAUACCCAUGUGUUUGACAUACAGUGAUAGUAAACACAAUACAGGGGCUCUCAAAUAAGUGUAUCAGUUCUACGAUGUCACCCUGUAUACUUUAUCGGCCAAGUGACGGUGCUUCCGAUUGAAAGUUUGUUUGGUCGGAUCUUCUGUUUUAGAUUUCUCUAAAUCAGCUACUUAAAUUCUUAGUAAUGUCCGUCAUGUACUACAGUAGUAGUACGUCAUUGAUCGUAUAGCCGAGUAUAAAGGCGCUGGAAUUAUCCAGCAGCCGACAAACGCAUACGCUGCUCUGCAGUUGCGUGAAUUUGGACACUUGCUGUCCCACUGACUUCAGGCUCUCGUCCGUCCACAGUCCCUUCAAAAUCUCCGCGUAGGAGGUCGACUCUUCCGAACUGAUGAGAACAGCCUCAGGGCGGUUUAGGACCCUCUUUGGUAUGUCGGCCUUCUUGGCUUUCUUGGCUGGUGGUGAAGGUUUUUGUACAACCUUCUGCGGUUUCUGCCUCCUUUGCCUAAGCCAGUUAUGCCAGCGUCUUCUUCGGUUCUCCUUACUUACAUUAGUAAGUUUAGGGACGUCCUGUUUGGACUUGGGCUUACGUCCCUUCUUCGUCUGAGUGACGAUAUCUUCUUCCUCUCGGUUUGUAGUCUGCUCUAGAUCUCUCUAACUGCGCCUUUAACGCUUCACUCUUCCUAUGGAGUGACUCCGUCAGCUUGAGAAUACUGCGAAGGAUCAUAACAUAAAGCUCUAAAUUCUAAACAGACUUAGAGCUUCUCCAAUAACCUACAUCCUCCGCCUUCGUUAGUAUGCAAACUGGUUACGACGGUCCAGUAACACUCCCGGCAUCACGUGGAGGUGAAGGUCGUCAAGUUUUGUCGGGUAGGCUGCUCUUCUUAAGCAACAUCCGAUGAUAGCAACAUGCUAUCGAUUACACGUCCUGGUUCACUUAAAUCACCCACUAUGUCCUUAAUUAUUUUUCAGAAGUGCGGUAUCAUUCACUUUUUCCAUGACUAGGAACUUGGGGUUCCUAUUUUCUUCCAUUUUCGUUUUUCCUAUCUAUUCCAUCCAUUCCUAUUGUUUUCAUUCUAUCAUCUUCUAGCAAGCAUCAUUUCCUAGGUUUACAGACGAACAGUUUUAUCAAUUUAUUAAACUAGAAACAUGAUUACCCUGCGUUUGUUGCUAAUUAGUAACAAAUCAAACAAUAAUUUAUAACGAAUAUCAAGUAAUUAUAACUUCGAGAAACUUUUGUUUCUCUGACGGCAGCGAAUGCGCGUUCAAUGGACUUGUGCACAAAUGUUUUUAAAUUGUAAACGAGAAAAAUAAAAUGAGGAGAUUGGCUAAACUUACUUGCGGUAGGUAGGGAAUUCGCAUUAAACAGGAUAGGAAACAUAAAUAUGUAAAUAAGAAGUUAUCCUUCUAGAGGUGAUAUGUUUAGAAUUACAGCACUUGCUACUCGUUGUCAAUUGUACAAUGUGAGAAAAAUAUGAGCAAAAAAAACGUAUCAUAAAACAGACGACAAAACUGUGAACCCCCCGUACUAUUUUAACAGAGUUGUGCAUGCUUACCUUUAAGAAAUCUAUGCAUCAAUCAAUCAGUUAUGCAAGAAUUGUACAUGACGAAAUCAAAAUAGAAAUUAAAUGAAGAGCUUAGCCCGCAUUUUAAUUGUCACACAAGACCGUUAGAAAUGUUCUUGCUCCCCUUUUAAAAAAAAAGACGUCCUUUUAAACACUCGCCUUACUCUUAUCUACAAAACUGAUCUAAAAUGGAGCAAAAUGCCACUGCUACUUGUAUAAAACUAUAAAAAAUGUUAAUUUAAAUAAAAGACGAACGUGGAAGAUACUUUCUGUAACUAUGCUAUGUUCUGCCACAGGACUGUAUUCUUUUAAAUAUUUAUAUACAAUAUACGUUUCGAAUCGGAAAUCCAUACCAUUGAGCAUAAUAUAAUACAAUAAACUGUUAAUUUUAUUAA